CAUCAUUUGCCGCCAACCACUGACUUUAUUCUCGACACAAACAUCCUCACGCGACACUUUCACAAAGCGAAUCACCUCCCACAUAUACCUCUCAAACAGUCCGCGGCAAUCGAGCGACCGAACUCAACUACUCACACCACACCUACAACCCCCACCAUCAGCACAAUGUCGGACUGGGAGACCACCACCAAGAUUGGCAGCAAGGUCCGCGGACCAGGCACCGCCCAGCGCGAGACCACCAUCAAGGGCAAGAGCGCACUCAACGCUGCUCAGCGCAGCGGCGCCAUCCUAGCCACAGAGAAGAAGUACUCCACCGCAAACGCCUCUGGCAACCCCGAAGGACAACGCCUCACCAAAGUCGACCGCGCCGAUGGCCCUGUCGCCACGAAGAAAGUCCCCGACGAUGUCGCCAAAGCUCUUCAGCAAGCCCGCACUCAGCUCAAAAACCAAAAGGGUGCGACCAUGACCCAAAAGGAUCUCGCCAGCAAAGCCAAUGUCGACGUGGCAGUUGUCGCCGCUUUGGAACGUGUAGGGGCCGACUUCCCUGCCAUGGACGCCGUGUUGAAGAUUCAGAAAGCUGCCAACGUGCGGUUGACGGGGAAUAACAUUGGCCAGCCAAUGCUGGGGCCGAAGAAGAAGUAGAGGGCGUUUCCUCGCGAAAGGAGAACGAGUACAGAUACGAGGGUUCUUUGGAUGCUUUGGGUCAUGCUCUGCGGGUCUGAGACGAGACUGCUCCUCUGCUGUGCUGCUCGAAUGAGAGCAAUGGCCACGAAACAUAGUCAAAAUGUUACGUGGCAUGAUGAAUUAGCGAUGAGCGAUCCGGAAUGGCGAAUCAAUAAACGCCAUAUGGCUAUGCUGUUAUGAAAUACAUUGUACGAUUCAGUCUCGCGUCUUUCGUUUGCACCUGCCACUCGAAAUGUGAGAGUUCUGGCUGUAGUGGUCGGCAUGUGCCGAAUGAGACCUGUCAUAACUUCAUUAGCCAGCAUAGCUCGUCUGAACUACCACCGCGACAACAGAAAUAGAACUAGGAGAAGGCGCAAUGCAUGUUCAAAACAUA
Messenger RNA from Cercospora beticola, 1057 nucleotides. RefSeq names its product multiprotein-bridging factor 1 (gene MBF1). Gene Ontology annotation, molecular function: DNA binding. NCBI's taxonomy places the organism in Eukaryota, Fungi, Ascomycota, Dothideomycetes, Mycosphaerellales, Mycosphaerellaceae. The record is from RefSeq and is a predicted model, not a curated record. Gene Ontology annotation, cellular component: nucleus.